CCAUGACGUCACAGACCACGCCCCCGCAGACGACAGCCACCGAAGUUUUCGGAUGCAAACAGAACGGCGACGCGGAGGACUCUCGCUAAAAGCAGCGGGCCGAUCGAUGCUCACAGGCACACUGAGGCCUCGCUGACUCUCCCAGAGGGAGCCCGCGAAACAGGCUCAGGAAGGACUCCCACCCAGGCACCCAGGACAGGGACAGGUUGCCCUUCCCUGCAGGGGCUUAUGUCAGCGGCACGAGAAAUAGCAAUUGCGGCUCUCAGGAAUGUUGGCGGUGCAGACAGGUGCAACGUGGGAGCUGGAAGUGAGCUGCAAUCCACGUGGACUGCCUCCUGAGAAGAAGCAACUUAGUUGGGCCUUCCGAGCUCCCCCUUAGUCCACGGGCUUCACCCACACAGCGACCACCCUCCAGAGCCACUCUAGGGACAACGUGAAGAAGCAGAAGGGCCUGGAGAAGCAUGGACGAGUCACCCGAAGCAAAGCUUUGUCAGUUAGAGAGCCACCUGCAUCUACAUACGAACCGGGUCUUCUGGAAAAGGAGUAGGAGCCUAAGAGAAUAAAGGGAAUCGGACGGCGAGAGGAAAUAGAAAGUGGGACUGAGUCAUGACUCACAUCCACCUCUCCUUCUCGGCCUGCGGGUUUCUGGGUAUUUACCAUUUGGGGGCAGCGACUGCUCUGCGCACGCGCGGGCGGGGCCUGCUGCGUGACGUCACAGGCUUCGCGGGCGCCUCGGCGGGGGCGCUGGUUGCCAGCGUGCUGUUGACUGCACCGGAGAGGAUCGAGGCGUGUACCAGGUUCGCGUUUGCCUUCGCUCAGGAGACGAGGAUGCAGGCGCUGGGGCCGGUGACGCCCGGAUACGAUUUCAUGGGCCGGCUGAGGAGCGGCAUCGACUCCAUCCUUCCCCAGCACGCGCAUGAGCUGGCCCGGGGACGGCUGCACGUGUCGCUCACUGGCGUGGCGGACUGGCAGAACCGCCUGGUGUCCAGCUUCGCCUCCAGGGACGACCUCAUCACAGUUCUCCUGGCGAGCUGCUUCGUACCUGUCUACGCGGGACUGAAGCCCGUGGAGUACGAGGGGCAGCGCUGGAUGGACGGUGGCCUGACCGACAGCCUGCCUGUGCUGCCCACAGGACGCACCGUCACCUUCUCACCCUUCAGCGGACGGGUGGAUGUGUCCCCGCAGGACUCGAGGUGGCCUGGUGUGUACGUGAGCGUUGCCAAGCAGGACGCCAUGGUCUCCGUGGCCAACGUGGUGCGUGUGUGGCAGGCACUCUUCCCUCCCGGCCGGCAGACGAUGGAGGCGAUCUACUGUAGGGGGAUGAUCGACACUGCACGUUUCCUGAGGAGGGAGCGCUGGUCUCAAUAAACGCAGGCGUGCGUAGCCCAGUCUG
Messenger RNA from Mastomys coucha (southern multimammate mouse), 1393 nucleotides. RefSeq names its product patatin like phospholipase domain containing 4 (gene Pnpla4). Gene Ontology annotation, biological process: lipid homeostasis; triglyceride catabolic process. Gene Ontology annotation, cellular component: lipid droplet; membrane; cytoplasm. Gene Ontology annotation, molecular function: triacylglycerol lipase activity; retinyl-palmitate esterase activity. Lineage: Eukaryota; Metazoa; Chordata; Mammalia; Rodentia; Muridae. The transcript has 2 exons. Bases 607 to 1368 code for a protein of 253 amino acids. The record is from RefSeq and is a predicted model, not a curated record.